AUGCAAUUCUCCGAUUUUCUCAAAAGUGCUGCGAACAGAAGAAGGUAUUGGGCUAGAAAUUACGUCGGAUGGGAGGAGUUUUCGUCCAGACAGCCAAAUGAAGGCCAUUUUGCUCUUGCAACUCUGGAGAAACUGGGCAAGGUUCAUUGGCUUGUAACGCAAAAUGUUGAUGCUUUGCACUCUAGAGCUGGUUCACAGCGUGUUUCGGAGCUUCAUGGUAGUGCACACAGGUAUAUUCUAAAUGUAUUGCUAGAAACAGAGUUACGUAACCAGUAGCCCAGCGCCGCACAAAUGACGUCAGAUCUAAAGUGACUAUGGAUUUGCAAUGUUUGGGUGACUUUUGUCAUUUUUGUUUUAAGGACAAACGUCAGAAAAACGUGAACUUUUAAUGAAAAAACAUAAACAAAAGUGAGGAAUUUGCUAAUUCGCCACUUUAAAAACGAGAAGGAAAGCUGGGGAUGCGCUAUUUAGCUAUCAGGGACCGGUCAUUAUUUAUCGUCUGGGGGAGGGGGGGGGGGCGGAAAAAAGGGUGAAUUUUACCGGUUCCCCCCUUGGAAUUAACUUUAUUAAAUCGAGACUAAUGUGUAACUUUUUUUUUUUGUUAUAAUACCCCGCGACCACCAAUAAUCCUCACUUUUCCACAAGAUCCUCAUAUACCAAAAAAAAAAAAAAAAAAAAAGUGAAGUUUUGCUAUCUUCCUAUAAAAAAAAAAAAGGGUACAAGGGGGGAAGCGAUUUUUAGCGUAAGAGGGGUGAGUUAUUUUUUUUGGGGGGGGGGGGGGGGGGGGGGCCGAAAACAAGCUGAAAUUUAGCCGAUCCCCCCUUUGAAUGUACUUUACUGAAGUGAUCCCCCCUAAUAACAUUUGAUGACUUUCGCGAUCCCCCCACCAUGUCUUCAUUUUCCAACCAAAUUUGAGUGGUCCCCCCUCUGAAUCCUUCCAAAGUUUUCAGUGAUCUCCCCUUUUGGGUUCUCAGUUUCGACUGAUCCCCCCUUUUGUCCCCCCCUCCCCCCAGGGGAUAAAUAAUGACUGGUCCCUUGGCCCAUUUGUUUGCCCUGUUCCCAGUAACAGUCCCAAAAGUCUUUGCAAAAGGUAACUUUGCCCAGUUUCCUUCUCGCAUUUAAAGUGGCGGAUGUUGAUUUUGAUACCAUAAAAGUCCGAAAAUAAGCCCCAGGGCUUAUAAUUUUUCUAAGGCUCAUUUUGAGGGGCUUAUAUUCGGAGGGGUUUGUCUAUGGUGGGAAAUUUGCAUUUCAAAAUUGAUCGGGCUAGCCUUACAGUUGGAAGGAAAUUUACCAUUUUUGCUUUGUAUUACUUUACAUUUGAGGCAAUUUCCAAGUACAAACCCCGAGGGGGCUUAUAUUUGGAGGGGCGAUUUAAUUUUUUUUUUUUUGCGUUACAAGUUUGGGGGGCUUAUAUUUGGAGGGGCUUAUACAUGGAGGGGCUUAUUCUCGGAAUUAUAUGGGCCCUGGCUUGAGACUUGGGGGAAUAAACCAAAAGAAAUCAUCUUGAGGCUCAGUAAGGGUAACAGUGUAUUUUUCAUCUUUGCAUAAAAUGCAAAAUAGAAGGCUAACCUUGUAUUUCAACUAGGGACAAUAAUUUUGGCUGUAUUAUUUUAGUUUGUUUAUUACAUUUUAUUCUUUUAAGGGUUAUCUGUCUGGGAUGCAAUCAGCUAAGUUCACGUCAUGACCUGCAAGUGAGGAUAAAAGAACUUAAUCCAACAUGGGAGGCCACUGCAAGUGGCCAUGCCCCUGAUGGUGAUACUUUCCUUACAGAUGAAGAAGUGCAAGACUUCAAUGUCCCUCCUUGUGCUAACUGUGGUGGAAUCCUGAAGCCUCAAGUCGUUUUCUUUGGAGAUUCAGUGCCAAAGGAAUUAGUUAACUUUAUUCAUGAGCGGUUACUGGAAUCUGAUUCAUUACUGAUCGUGGGGUCAUCAGUUGAAGUUUAUUCCUCUUAUCGUUAUGCUCAUGCUGCUUGGCAACAGAACAAGCACAUAGCAAUUCUGAACAUUGGUGUAACAAGAGCUGAUAAAUUAGCAUCAAUUAAACUGUCAGCCAUCGCUGGAGAUGUUUUACCGAGGCUUGUAAGUUUGUCAGUUGGUUCUAAAAAGAGUGUGCCGAAGGAAACAUAACAAAGAAAAAUGAGCCUCUCUCUUUGCUGAAUGGAAGUGAUCAAGCCUGGUUUUCUUCCGGUUAAACCGGCAAAACAUGGACACUUGAAAUUUUCAGGAAAAUUUUAUUGUGUUAGACCAAUCACAGCAAAGAUCAGGACACGCAAACUAGCCACAAAUCUACAAACUAACAUUCUUGCUUGUUGUUU
Messenger RNA from Porites evermanni, 2314 nucleotides. Lineage: Eukaryota; Metazoa; Cnidaria; Anthozoa; Scleractinia; Poritidae. The record is from the annotation of a GenBank genome assembly.